AUGACGGUGACGCUUACCACGCUCAUUAGCUUUCGUACCAGACAAGCUCUUGGGCGCUUCUGGGAAGGCACCGGCUUGAUGCACCAAAUGCGAGGUGAAUGGUUCGACUCCGUUAGCUGCCUUCUUUCCUUUUCGAGGCACGCUCUGUCUACGAAACCUGAGGAGGUCAGUCAGUUCCGACAGACGUUGGUGAGACUGACGUCGCUGAUGCAUGGAUCGGCACUGGACGAGAUCAGCGGCAGCACUGAUGACAGCUACCAGACCAUUGACGUCAUGUCGCUGGACUCCGCGACGCUGCGCUUCCUGCGUGAUUGCAAGCUGAAGUACGAUUGGAACAAGGUUUGUGCCCUGCAGCACAUGAUCCAGGUUCUCAUUACGCACAAUCUGCGCAUAGGUGUUUUGGACAUCCCGCCGCCGAUCCUCUCUCGUGUCUAUCAGACUCUGUCGCGAGGUUUCGUGAAUCUCUUGAACGCCGUGAAGAUCAAGGAUACGAACUUCCCCUUUCCAUGGGCCCAGAUGAUCAUGAUCCUUCUCGCAGUGCACUCUGUCUUCACCCCUUGUGUGGUGACAUCCUUCAUGACGAGCUACCAGUGGGCAAUACCCGUCAGCUUCGUUCCGGUGUUUGGCAUGUUCGCUCUGAAUCAGGUGGCUGCCCAGCUCGAGAUGCCAUUUGGCCAGGACGACAACGACCUUCCCCUGGAGCACUUUCAGAAGGAAAUGAAUCAAAGCUUGCUCCAGCUGAUGCACGAGAUGUCAGAUCAUCUUCCCACCACAAAGCCCAGUGCCAAGACACACGUGGACGAGCUGAGGUGCUUCGUGGACGGUGGCCACAACGAUUGCUGUCCCGUAACGAUGGCGCUGAGCGACAGCAAGGUUUUCGAGACAUUGGCGCUGGACACGGAGGAGGAUGAACCAGAGGCAGCAGUCCUCUUUCCACCGGAGGCAAAGCUAGAAGAGGCUCAGGCGGCGUUGCCAACACCCGAGGAUAUGGGCGAGAUCAAGGAUGACAAUCCAUCGCGCAAGCUCGUUGAGGAAAAGGCCGCAGACAAGUUAGACGACAAGCUCCAAUUCCAAGCGACGGAGAUGGAGGCACCGCUGCCAAGCUCUGUGCGACCACAUUGCAUUUGUAGUGCAAAACUUAAGCUUGCGCUUGUUGUAGUGACAGUCGUAAACGUGGAUGGUGGGGUGGGUUGCUGCAUGGACCUAGUGGUCGUCUCUGAGACUCGCGGGUGGGGUUUCGCCAUUGGCGGCCCACUCGUGGUCCUAGAGGACACUGGGUGCUUGUGGCGCCUCUCCCUGGCCUUUGCGCAUUUGGGCACCUAUUCCUUGAGGGCCCCGCGCUUAACCAUGGAUCCGACGGAGACGGAGCUGAACGCCAUCACGGACCUGGCCGGCGUCUUCACAUGGGCCGGCGUGACCGGGUUCUUGGAACAAUCCCUCAGGCCGGCUUGGGACACGAUGGCCGCCUCCCUUCAGGUUCCGGGUUCCGUGGAUGCUGAAGGAAAUCCCGGGCCCCUCCGUGACCUCACCUUGGUGGAGCAGGCCCGAAUCGAGUCAACCAGGAGAGUGGCUCUUCUGAGGAUGGGUAUCCCGCCAGACUCUAUGGGAACGCCUGGGCCCGUAGCGCCCGCACCUGUGGCAGGACCGGGUGCAUCCGCACCGAGUGGACAAGCAGGCGCCGGCAGCCGUCGCCUCAAACUGUCGGCGGUUCUGGACCCCACCCUCGACGCCGAUGUGGUCUCCCUCGGCAACCUCGAAAUUCAGAAGCUCUAUGCCGACUACAAGGCAAAGUUCGGGGACCAUCCGAGUGCGGAGGCGGACCCUUCGGCAGACCAGCUGGCGUCCCUCAAGCAAGUGGUGGCUGCAGGGUCGGUUCCCUAUGCGGACUUCUCCUUGUUCGGCCCUCACGGCUUGCGCCUGCUUCGCAAACAAACGUUCACCAGCUACACCUUGAACGUGGCGACGGGCGAGUGGUCCAAGAAGGAGCAGCCGGGCCCAUCCUCGUACCACUCGUGGGUGAAAGCCUGGAAGGUCUACCGGACGGCCCUUUUGCUCCUGGAGACGGUGGACGCUGAGAGGCUGGACGCCUACGUGGAUCAUGUGAGGAGUUUUGUCACCCAGUUUGGGGACAGCGCCUGGUGGCUUGUGUAUCGUGCAGAGAACCGGUUGAGGUGCGAGCACAUGGAACGGCUCAGGAGAACAUUGCAUGACAAGCCGGCGCAUGGCUACACAGCCGCCCGGCCAUGGAACGCAGUGUUCGCAGCAGCCAUCCGCGACGGGGACUAUUGGACCCGAGAGCUGGUCACUCCUGCCACCCUCUGGCUGUCGCAGCGCCCGGGGCGAGCAGCAAGCCCCAACCGUGGAGGAGGAGGCCAGCCGAGCACGGGCCGCAGAGCGGAGGAGGGUGCCGAAGCCGGGUCCCCGAAGAAGAAGGCGAAGAAGAAGCGGUACGAAGGCGAAGACCAGAGUGUCAAGCAAGACGGCGUCUUCGUGAAGAACCGGAUGGCUGCAGUCACCAGUGCAAUCUUUGCCUUGGCCCGCACACGGCGUUGGAUUGCACCCGCAGCUGACCCGAGCCAGCUUCAGCUGAACCGGGGCCCGCAGCCGGUACCUCCCGUGGAAAGCACCUACCCUGACUACGAGCCCUGGGUGCUGGUGCUCUUCAGCGGCCGCCGUCGAAAGGGGGACCUCCCGAACUGGCUGGCACACUACGGCCUCAUGGUUUGUUGCCUUGACCUCGUCUGCGACACCCCCUGCAACGUGUUGGACGAGGCGAAGUGGAGCCAGGUGGAGAAAGACAUCAACGACGGCAACUUCGCGGCUUGCUGGGCCACAACUCCGUGUGGCACCUUCAGCCCACUUCGUGAAGUACGUCCAGGGCCCCGGCCACUCCGUACGGUCGAAGAGAUUGAAGGAGUAGGGGGCUUGUCCCCAAAGGAGAAGGCGCAGCUGAAGGAGGCCAACGUCCUGGUCGAGCGCACCUUCGACGCUCUUUCUUUGAUCUGGGACCACAAGGGGACCUGGGGCCUGGAGAACCCCGUCCAUGGCAGCAACAGGCCCGAGCUGUGGCAGAUGCCACUCAUGCGCCAGCUAGCCCAGCUAGCCGAGCUGGAUCGCACGUCUGAGCUGGUCUUCGACCAGUGCCGGCUUGGCCUCAGCACUAUGAAGCCAACCAAGAUUUUAUUCAGCUCCCACGCCGUCGGCUUCAACGAGCUCCGUGGGCUCAAGUGUGACCAUCCGAAAGGCAGUCACGAGAGCACGGCUGGGAAGCGGACGCGGGACGCUUCGGGCGAGCACUGGGCAUCUCGGGCCCAGGGCGAAUACCCGCCCCACCUCUGCCAGGUCGUCGCCCACACGCUCUUCCAAGGCAUUCGCCAGCGAGCCUUGGAGGCCCUCGUGCCCAAGGAGCCCAGGACAGAAAGAGAGGAGCAGAACAGCCAGGCACUCGGCGGGAUGAGGAACCCGCGCCGCUCUUUGGACAGAGUCCAGGGCGCGCGCCAGGUAGGCCGCGCCCUGCAUAAACUGUUGCGGGGCUGCUUGGCCAAGUGGCCGGGCCUCAAACUGCCGGCCAGGGCCAUUCUUCGGGGGGAGAAGCCGGACGAGCUGAACGACAAGCUCAUUGACAAGGUCAGGGAGGCCGUGCUCACAGUUCUGGGGGCACCGGACGAGGUGCGACAUAGGCACCGAACCGCUCCGGCGCAGACGCCGUUACGCGCAGAGGUGCUGGAAGCAUGGGGCCUCGCCACCUCGGAUCCAGACGCAGCCGCUCUUGCAGGCUGGUUGGACAAGGGGGCGCCGCUCGGCAUCUCCGAACGGAUCGUCUCGAAUGGUGUGUUCCCGGAAGUCAGCCCCAGCGGCACAGUCCCGCGCGCCACCCUGGACCACAGAACCUUGGAAGGAUGGAAGAACUACCCCUCAGCCGAGGAAGAAGCGGAAACCCUCGACGAGCUCCUCAACGACUACACCAAGCGGGGCUUCUGCACGGUGGUGGGCUCCGCAAAAGAAGCUCGUGAGAAGCUGGGCGGCGAGCCAGUCCUCAACAAGCUCGGGGUCCUCGUGAAGGAAAAGACCGACGCCCAAGGCAACAAGGUGAGGAAGGCGAGGGUCAUUUGGGACCUCAGGGAGUCGAUGGUGAACCGAGCCUGCCACCAAGGGGAGAGGAUCAUCCUCCCCAGGCUCCUCGACGUCGUGGCCUCCCUCCUUGCGUGCUAUAGGAGGGGCAGAGCUCCCUUCCUCGCGGGCGUGGAUAUCAGGGACGCUUUCAUGAACGUCCCCGCCGGCAGCGACCGACGCUUCACCGCCACCGCCGUGCCUGGCAACCGGAACCGGAAGAGCAAGUACCGGGUCAUCCUCUUCAACGCCCUGGUGUUUGGGUCGGCUUCGUCACCAACGAUCUGGGGUCGAAUGGCAGCAUGGCUUGGCCGGUCAACGGCCGCCGUGUCCUUGUCAGACCUCCAGUGCUACGUGGAUGACCCCAUCUACGUUUUGGACGGCCCCCAAGAGGAGCUGGCGGCCUCAGACCUCGCCGUGGUCCUGUUGUGGACGGCGGUCGCGGGCUUCCCCAUCAAGCUCUCCAAGGCCACCGGUGGCAAAGAAAUCGAAUGGGUCGGCGCCCGCAUCUCAUGCAAUGACGCCGAGAAGGCGGUGGUCGUGACCCUCCCGCCGAACAAGGUCCAGGCCCUUCUCCGGGACACAGAGAAGUUUCUGAACAAGCCGGUCAUUGGGGCACGGGAGCUCCGUUCCUACGCCGGGGCGCUCUCUUUCGUGGCCGGCCUCGUCCCACACCUCCGGCCCUUUCUGGCUACUUUCUGGGCGGCGCUCUCGAGACAUGAUGUGACUAAUGAGGGCAAACCUUUGAGGAGAACCCGACACCUCAUACAUGUCAAGAGGGUGAGCCCGGCACUUCGCUGGGUAAGGGCCCUGCUGUCGGGGAAGACCACAAUCGAGAGAGUGUUCUACGCAGACCCGCCCCACUCGGACCUGGAGAUCGUCACCGACGCCUCGCCUUGGGGCAUGGGAGCUGUCCGACGCGUGGGGGGCAAACCGACGGGGUACUACUACACUCAUAUCCCCGACACGGUCCUCCACAAGUUCAAGGCAGAGAGGGGCCUGCCCAAGUACAAUACGUUGUGGGAGGGCCUGGCUUUGUUAGCCGCCUUCAGGCUUUGGCUCCCGGCUUUGGCCCAUGGAUCGCUGUUCCGGGCCAGGUCGGACAACCUCGGCUUCCUCAAGGCGCUUUCGAAAGGCAGCGCCAGGUCGGCAGAGCUCAAUGUGCUGGCCCGGGAGUUCGCCUUCGACCAAGCGACCCGCGCCUACCAGAUCAAAGGGCUGGAGCACAUCCCGGGCGUUACGAACAUCCAGGCCGACGCUCUGUCUAGGCAGUUUGCUCCGGAAGCGGAAGACUUCCCGAAGGA
Messenger RNA from Symbiodinium necroappetens, 5414 nucleotides. NCBI's taxonomy places the organism in Eukaryota, Dinophyceae, Suessiales, Symbiodiniaceae. The record is from the annotation of a GenBank genome assembly.